Messenger RNA from Tripterygium wilfordii, 1217 nucleotides. RefSeq names its product ethylene-responsive transcription factor 2-like. Gene Ontology annotation, biological process: ethylene-activated signaling pathway; regulation of DNA-templated transcription. The transcript has a single exon. Gene Ontology annotation, molecular function: DNA binding; DNA-binding transcription factor activity. The record is from RefSeq and is a predicted model, not a curated record. Lineage: Eukaryota; Viridiplantae; Streptophyta; Magnoliopsida; Celastrales; Celastraceae. Bases 381 to 1139 code for a protein of 252 amino acids.
UGUAUUGCUAUUUAAUAUUAACAAUAAUGAAUUGAAUAGUAUUACUGUUAAUAUUGUUAAAUGUUAAGUGUGAAUAUAUAUAUAUAUAUAAACUUGAAGUCUAUUAUUUUGUUUCCACUCACCCAAAUUCUUGGGUCCCCUGUUGCUGCUGCUGCAGAUGAUGUAGUGAUUCAAGACCACUUGUUUUUAAAUUCUAUUUUUUUUAGAAAUUCUGAUUUUUAUAAAAAUCAAUCCAAUGACAAUGAAAUCCCCACUUUACUAAAAAUAGAAAAAAAAGCAAACCCACAUCAAGUCUUCCUAUAUAAAUCCUUUCACCUAAUUACCCAAUUCAGAUAAACUCAUUGAGAGAGAUAGACAGAGAAUUAAGUGGCUGGCUAGAUAUGAAUAAUAUGAGUGAUAGUCCAGAGCUAGACUUCGGUGUGGGUGCCUCGGAAUUCUUCCUCUCAGACAAUUUCUUCCCAACUCCUCCGACCACCUUCGAGGAGCUUAACAAUUACAACGUCACCACCACCGCGGAUGAUUUUUUAUACGACGAUUUUGUGCCAUUACAACUUGAAUGUUCAGAAAUCAACGUCAUGUACAGUGAUACCAGCGCUGUUGCUACUUGGGAAGAUAAUAUAGUGCCAUUAGAAGCAUGUGCGGUGGAGCGGAUUCAAUCAACGUCGACGGAGAUGCCGGAAAAUGUAGUAGCCGAGCAUGAUGAUGUUCUAAACGUGAAGAAGGCUCGCGCACCAUCGAAACAUGGAAGAUAUAGAGGAGUGCGAAGAAGGCCGUGGGGGACCUUCGCAGCGGAGAUUAGGGUCGCGAAGAAGAAGGGCAGUAGAAGUUGGAUCGGGACCUACGAGACACCCGAGGAUGCGGCUCUGGCUUAUGACAAAGCCGCCUUCAAAAUGCGCGGCUCGAAAGCGAAGCUCAAUUUCCCACAUUUGCUUGGCUCAGAAGGAUAUGAGCCAACAAGAGUGACGUAUAAGCGUCGUUGGAUGAAGCCUUCCGUGACGUCGUCGCACUCAUCUUCUUCAGCAGUACAGACUGAAUCUCAAUCGCGGAGGAAUGCUGAAUCUAAAUCACGGAGGUUGAAUCAAAUAGCCUCGGCGGCUUCAGCCAUGCUAGAGAAGCUAAAACAAAUUAUCAAUGUAUGAUGCAUAAACUGGAUUACAAGACAAAAUCGAUCCAACAAGGUAUGUAUAUAUAACUACAUAAAUAGUAAGAUUUGAACA